This is a messenger RNA of Pelmatolapia mariae (spotted tilapia), 7750 nucleotides long. RefSeq names its product homeobox-containing protein 1-like. The coding region runs from base 175 to 1710 and encodes 511 amino acids. Gene Ontology annotation, cellular component: nucleus. The record is from RefSeq and is a predicted model, not a curated record. The transcript is spliced from 10 exons. Gene Ontology annotation, molecular function: double-stranded telomeric DNA binding. Gene Ontology annotation, biological process: positive regulation of DNA-templated transcription. Lineage: Eukaryota; Metazoa; Chordata; Actinopteri; Cichliformes; Cichlidae.
GGCGCCUGUCUGCCGGACAAAAGGCGAAUCUGUCUGACGGCGGAUUGAAGCCCAAUUAGAAGCAGAGGAGACAUUUUGGGAAAACUGUCAGUGUCUGUGUGUCCCUGCGCCCCGAGGCGAUAGAUAUAUGGUAAAACAAACAUCCGCGGAGGCUCUUGGACUGGAAUAAUAAGGAUGUUCCAGCAGUGUGAGGAGCCUCGCUUCACCAUCGAGCAAAUUGACCUCCUCCAGAGGCUACGGAGGACGGGCAUCACCCAGGCAGAGGUUCUCCAUGCUCUGGACACCCUGGAUCACCUGGAUCGGCAGCAUGGGCACAAGUUGACCCAUAAACCUUCCUAUAUGCCACCCUCAUCUUCCAGCACUGUCGCCGCCUCUUCUUCCAUGACUUCUACUGCCACUCAGACAAGUUUUCCCAACAACCGCCUCUCAUUGUCCCCUAAUAACAACUUUGACACCACCUCCCCACCUUUGCCUGUUCCAGUAGCCUCACCUAAUACCAUAACAGCAGUAGUGCCAAACGGUUUGGUUGCCGUUACCAAUGGGAAGCUUUCACCACCCCGGUUUCCUCUUGGGGUGGUUAGCGCUACUGUAACCACACCAGGUUAUGCGUUUGAAGCUAGUGAAGAGGACAUAGACGUUGAUGAAAAGGUGGAGGACUUGAUGAGGAGGGACAGUGCUGUGAUCAAGGAAGAGAUUAAAUCCUUCCUAGCGAACCGACGUAUAUCCCAGGCUGUGGUUGCUCAGGUAACAGGGAUCAGUCAGAGCCGGAUCUCCCACUGGCUCCUACAGCAGGGAUCGGACCUCAGCGAGCAGAAGAAGCGAGCUUUCUUCCGCUGGUACCAGCUGGAGAAGACCAAUCCUGGUGCUACUCUGGCAAUGCGAGCCACCCCCAUAGCACUGGAGGAGGUGAUGGACUGGAAUCAAGCUCCUCCUACAUUUGGUUCGGCCCCCGGUGGCUUCCGUCUGCGACGAGGGAGCAGAUUUACCUGGAGGAAGGAGUGUCUGGCUGUCAUGGAGGGCUAUUUCAAUGAUAACCAGUAUCCCGAUGAAGCCAAGAGAGAGGAGAUUGCCACUGCCUGCAAUGCUGUCAUACAGAAACCAGGAAAGAAGCUGUCUGAUUUGGAGAGGGUAACAUCCCUGAAGGUCUACAACUGGUUUGCGAACCGCCGCAAAGACAUCAAGAGGCGUGCUAAUAUUGAAGCAGCCAUCUUGGAGAGUCAUGGCAUCGAGGUUCAGAGUCCAGGAGGUCAGUCCAACAGCGACGAUGUGGAUGGCAACGACUUCCCUGACCAGGGCUGUGAGGUGUCCUUAUUUGAUAAGAGAGCUUCAGCAAGGCAGUUCAGUUUCAGUCGAGCUGACCUGUCCUCUCCAACCCAGGUUCCCACACUGCUUCCCAGCUGGUUUUCUGCCCUGGGUAGAGGGGGCAUGUCUGGACAGAGGGCCACAUCUCUGAUUGGUCGCUCCCUAAUAUCAGGCGCGGUUCCUCAGAUGGAAGGUUCCAGACUAACAGGUGUUUCCUGGUCCCCUCCCUCCCCCUCUCUCCAGGACGAGCCCACAGUUCACAGUGCCCUGUCCGAGCCCCAGGAUCCAGUCAGUUUGGAGAAGGCGGCGGCGGUGAGUGACAGCAGCCCGGCGGUAACCAAUCAGGGGGAUGGCGCAGGGUGCAGUGUGGGGAAUGACAUCAAGACGGAGACUCUGGAGGACGACUGAAAGGAGGGGCAGAUAUCAGAGCUGUCGGAGCGAUAAACAGGUGUCAUUAUAUGCAAGCAGAUUUUAUAGGAAUGUAAUAAUAAGUGGAAAAAAAUGACCAAAAGUCGUGUAAAGUCCAACCCUGAGAUACCUCCCAACCCUACCUCCAACCACCAACCUGCUCUGCUACGCUCGUAUAGGCAUUAUUAUUGUAUUCUAAUUAUAAUAUUAACAAUAAGCUUUUAUUUGUUAGUGUUCCCCAGCAACCUGUGGAAAAUUUAAAAUGUACCUAAAAACAAAUCCAGCAAAGAAAGUGAAAUAGGACGCACCUAUAAGGGAACACAUGCUGUAGCUGUCCGUUUUCUUUGUUGACUUGUUUAUGUUGAGGCAUUUUAAAUCUUCCACAGAAGGCUGAUAAACAGGACUUUCAUGCAUUGUGCAGAUUUUCUUGGAAAACUGCUUUUUUUCACAGCAGGACAACACUGUAUUUGACAUGGAAUUCCAAACAUUUCAGGGUCUUGCACUGUGAUCACAACACAACUUAACAGCCUCAAAAGAUAAAUGCGUUCAUUUUAGUUUAUAUUAACUGAUAGUUAUAAAGUGUUGCAGCACAUUUCAUCACAGUUCUUUAUAUUUUAUAUUUAAUCUUAGGGUAACAGUAUAUAAGUAAUAUCUCUCUGGGCCCAAAAUGACUGAAAAAUGUUUAAGAAAAAAAAAGAGAGAAAAACAGUAUGAGCCUCCCCUGCCUGAUAAGAUAAACUCAAUGUGUAGAAGCAGCGAAAGGCCAUAAUGAUUGAAACACCGAUAAUGCAAUUUUAUCAUUACUAAAUCUUUCAGAAUUUAUUGUUUUCACAGAUUUUACUUGCAUUCGUGUGGUUAAUUUUAUAUUGAAAAUUCAGCCGCCUGAGGUUUUCAGGCACUAAUUUGGACUUAAAUGUGAUUUAUUUCUAUUUACAAUAGUGAAAUUACCCUUUAUAAAUAUUUAAAUACUGUGAAUUUAGUAGCGUUUAAACUAAUUUGGGCCUCAGUUUCCAGUGAGAAUUUAAAUCCUGUAUGGCUUUACUUUGCUUCCAAAUCGAUAACAAGUGUUUUUUUUUUAUUUCGCUUUUUUGUUUUCGUUUUUUGAGAGAGUUGUAUGAAAACUAGAAACCUGGGCGUCCUUGUGACCGGGUGAUGUUUAUUCAUUCGUACCCAGUUACCUGCUGGAUUAUAUAAUUAAUAAUCAACACAUAUCAUUCAGCUGAGAGGAAGUCAGUAGUGUCAUAAAGCUGUUUAAAUACUAAAGAUUAAAAUGUAAAGUGAAUAAAUACAGAUGGGUGAUAAAUUAAAGGAAACUGAACCACUGACCCCUACAGUGUUAGGAUCCAGUUUGGGCCUAUUUGUCCCUGUAGAGGGAAAGGUCACAAUAACUCUACUUUCCUAAUAAGGGUGUUCUCUUCCAGGUUGGCAGUGCAUUGUAUCUUUAGGCAUGCACUGUGCAUAUAGCUUUCAGACGUGCUUUAAGUUUUUCUAAACAUGAUCUAUCUUUUGAUUUUCAUUUUUUUAAAAUGGUUAUCUUUUGAGGUGAAAAUGCAAGUAUUUUUGGUGUUAAUGUCACUGGCUGGAGGCCAUUGAGUGGUAAACAUUUGGUGCUUGGUGGCUGAGAGACCCAUUCACAAACUGAUUGGAAGAUUAGUGGUUCAGUUUGCAUGUUAAAUUGUCCUUGGGCAAGAUGCUGAACCCCAUAUUAACACAUUUGAGAUGUUCAAUACGGGUGCUGAUAUGAUAGUUAGUAAUGUAAAAAACCUGAUAUUCCAACUAUAGUGGCCCAUAUGUUUUUUCUUUCUCUAACAUUUGUUGUGUAGCUAUUUAUUUACUUGUUUACGCUCUGCACUUCUCAGCUGGGAUCAGCUGUUUUUUGUGUUUGCAGUGUACCAAACAUAGGUAUUUGAAACGUUUUUGCUGUUGUAAGUGCUGAUGCAAUAGAUCAGUAAGUGGCUAAUAUCAUUGCCCCCGAUUUAUCUAUCAGAGUGCGAGUGUUUGCACCAUAUUCUUAAAGGCCCAUAGUAUGCAAGCACUAUAUGAAUACAGGUCUAUUUAACGUUCACCAGUUUGGCAGUGUUGGGUUGUGCUUAUUUUGUGUGAGCCGAUGAACAGAAAAAAAUGAGCCAAGAAAACAACUUUUCCUUUUUUAGGCUUUUGAAAACAGAAAGCAGACUCUUGUAAGCUGUGAAGUCAUCAGACUGUCACCAGAAUUACACUCACUUGGGCACCUAUGGGAGAAUGUGGGCUAGUUAGAGAGGACUCUGAAAACACCAAAUGAGGGAAUAUGUUUUGGAGGAAUGCUGUUAAUCCCUGUAGUAGAGUUUUAGAAAUUUGGAGAAUCACUGAAUUUCCAGCGCAUGAAGGGCCAACACCUUGACACGACAUUGGGUUUUUCCUUUAAUUUGUUACCCAUCUUUCUAUUCUGUGUGUGUGUGUGCGUAGACACACAGACUAUACUUAAAUACAGUAUAUGUAUCCAAAUCCAUUUCUUUGUACACUAUAUAGACAUAUUAGCUUCAAAUGAGAGAAACUAUCAGUAUGAGUCUUAUCAUGUUGGUGAAAGAUGAGUGAAACAUUAGCCAAAGUAUUAAGUUUUAAAAUUUUGUGUAUUUUCUGAGUGUAUGAUAAUCAUGGAUGAAACUGUGUGUUUGAGAUAUGCUAAUCAAAGACGCAUCAGAUGUGUCAAAAACUAUUUCAAGCAAAAUGCAUCAUUUUUAUAUUUUACUUUUUCAGGUAUAUCUGUGUUUGUGCUCGAUAUGCCAUGUGUUCAAAACACACACUGUCACUUUUAAGAUGUAUUUUCAUUUUGAAUGACACUUAAUUUGUUUAUGGUGCUUUGAGUCCUUGUUGAAAGAUUUCACUAGUCACUAAGACUGACUGACAGGCCAGAGGAGGCUAAUUCUUUUGAAAUCACCAUAAGAAGAACUCUCCUUUAAUAAUAAUUAAAAAACCAACUAAAUAUUUGAUUGAGGUAAAAUCGAAGAUAUUUAAGGUUAGUACAGCCAUUGUAGAAGUCUAAGAGAUUUUUAACUGUUUAACAUUUUCAACAUGAAAUGAACUAAACCUUUCAAUUUUAAAAGUAUUUUUAAAAACUGAAGGCAUGGAAGCAUCUAAUAAGCCAUAAUUUAACUGUUUAAGUCAGAUACACUCCUUGGUCUUCACAUCUGGGUUCAAAACACCCAAGACGAUAAUGGCGAAGAAGUCCAGAUGUGGGUGACGUCACAGCGAUGCCAUCCGUCUUUACUAAACUGCUCGUGGUUUAUAUUGUCAAAGCUCCAGAACCCCAAAAUAAUUUCCAGAUCAGUUUUGUAGUGAAUACAAAAUCAUCCACCGGUCAAAAGUGAGUAAGGGCUCUGGGGCUUUUGGUUUAAACGCCAGCCUAGUCAUGCACUCCCAAAAUGUUCUGCACACUAAGCACCGUGCUCUGAGCGUUUCAACCACACUAACAGAAAUGUCAUAGUGAUCCAAGCUUUGUAUGUACAUCCUGUUCCAUCAGAGUCCAGGAGGAGACAUGGCUCCUCAGCUGCUUAAUGUUCCGCUGAUGAACAUUAAGAUAAUUGAAAGAUAUAUGGUCACAAGUAUGUCUGUCGGGAUAGAAGGAUCCAGGUUUUUAACUGACGAUUUUGACAAAAUUUUGACUCGCAAUGGCUGAAAAUAAGCUCAAGUUUGUAGGCGAGAAAAGACUGACUGCAGUUUCCAGUAUGAGCAACACGCACACAGACAGACACUUACUAACCUUUGAAACAAAAUAAAAAAAGUGAGUGUAGCUCAGUGGGGGAUCACUGCUGACACUAUCAUUCAACACUAUCAGUCCAGCUCUUACAUUUGCUUACCUUUUACAGCUGACACUAAAACCUUCUUAAAGGCUAAAACAUUAAUAAUACUACAGUGCAGUGUAACACUUGAUAGAAACCUAAAUGCUUACGAAGGUGCAGCACACCUCAGCUUCAUGUUUAAGUGCCUCAUUUUUCUCAGCGCACUAACGGAGGAUCAGUGCACGAAGCAGACUUCUACAAUGGCUGUACAUUUUUAACUGUACUACAGCUAAUAACAUGAUGUUCUGUUACACUAAAGCGGCUUCAUUCAAACCGGUUCAUCGUCACCAGGUGCUUUACAGGCUAAGCUACUAGUUCAGAGUUUAAAAACUCAACAUAUAUACCUCGCUCCCUCCCAUUCAGCUAUAAGCUACUCCCCGCAGGUUUGUUCACAGCUGCUUCAAUGUGAAUCAAAGCUUCAAACUAACUGUCGAGCUGAUUUGUGUCAGUCCCGUCUGGAUCAAACUGUGACAAGGCCGUAAAGAUGAUUCACGCUGGCUGACAACAGAAGCGUCAGCGGCUUUUCAAAAGGGAAAUUUCUCCUCAAACUAGAGCCAGUAAAUAUCACGUUUAAAGGGAAUUUACUCAUUUAUGAGCUCCAACGUCCACCAGGGUCCAUAAAAUACGAAAUAGUCUCUCUGUCAUUCUGGUGGAUUUCAGUGUUUCGGGCUAAAUGUCUGAGAAACUUUGUUGCAUGGUGGAGGAUUUCUUUAAUUGUGCGGCAGCAGAGCUGUCCUGGGUGUCUUUGCUUUAAGCAUUUGAGACAUUAUUAGUCAGUUAUGUAGCUUUCUGUCAUUUAAUGAUUUACACCAAAAUUUACAAACCCACCAAAGGGUUACAGAUCGUUUUUUAUUUUGUUUUUUUCUUUUUAAUCUGCUAAGCAGAAGCCUUUCUGAAAUGAAUCUAUGGAUUCAUUUAGGCCAUUGUGCUAUUUUGAGAUUAUUCUUUUUUGCCUUCAUGGUCUUCUCAUGACAUUGCAUUUUGGAGGUCUGAAGCAGCCAGUUAGUGUGAGUUUGUGUCAUUUUAGCUAUUUUGUACAUAAGAAAAAGGGAAAAAAAAACUGCAAAUGAAAAAUAAAGGCAAGGUCACCGUCUUAGUUUGAUUACCCAUCGCAGUCUAAUAAAACGAUUGGAUAGAUACAUCUGAGGUGGAUCUAACGGUGUCAAUAAUUUGUUAAGCACCACCAGGAGACCUUACAAAAUUGAGAGUAAACACUGAUUUAAACGUUAAGAAAUAAGCUAAACUUCCUUACAUAAAGAACCCAUAUUUGCUUCUAAUAACAGAAACCUCAGUCUUUUCUGGUGUUUGCUGUGCUUUUGUUUGUCUGUUUUGAUCUAAAUGGACUCUUUUUGUGCCAGAAACUGCCUAAUACAGUUAAAGUUCUCAUGAAAUAAAAAACAGUAGGACAGAAACAGAAAAGCCUUUGCUCGUGCUGCUGUCAGGCCAUUAAUGCUUUGUGUAUCCAUCUGCCUUCAGUCCUCUGUUGCCUUGUUGAACUGUUUUUCUUUUUUUGGAACAUCUACCUGUGCAUAUGUUUGGCACUGACUACACCUUGACUCGUCUUUACCUGUGCCAUAUCCCGCCGUCAGUUUGGCCGGUGGUCCACAUAGUACAGCAAAUACUUUGUUCAACAGGAAAGUUUGGAUAUGAGAUGCUUCCUUUAACAAAAUCAGGGUGCAUGUUAAGGUUGUGAGCUGAUUUGAGACUGAUGCCUCUCAUGUGAGGUGCUUUCAUUCCUCCUUCAUUGCUCAGUGUUGUGAUAUGCAGUUUCACGUUUAAAGAGUUAAAAAAAAAAAAAAAAAGCUGGGUUUUCUUUUGUUUUUUUUUUAAAUUAAGGUGAAAAACACAUCUAUCAUUCAUGUGGUCGACGUGAAAUGGAGACGCUCCGGUGUUGAUGUUCUCAUGUAAUCAGCCAGGAGGAAAACAAGCAGUGGUUGCCAUUUCACUGUGGCAAUAAGCUCUUCAAUAAAUCUCUGUAAAAUGAAAAAUAUCAAACCUCAGCAGGAUCUUUGUUGUAUCAGUUUAAAUUGAUUUUUCUGUUUAUUUGCUUCUUUUCUAUUUCAGGAUUUAGUGCCUUUUUUGGACAGUAGACUGUUCUGUAAUCGCUAUGUAGAAACUCUACAUAGGCCUUUUGUUACUUUUUCAUCUGUUGGAUAAACCUUAUGUUAUAUUUAAGGUGUGUUUUUAUUGAUAUUCUAUUUACAAGGGAAUAAAAACUGAUC